Messenger RNA from Boleophthalmus pectinirostris (great blue-spotted mudskipper), 4142 nucleotides. It is a transcript of the gene wdr75, whose product is annotated as WD repeat domain 75. Gene Ontology annotation, cellular component: nucleolus. Gene Ontology annotation, biological process: positive regulation of transcription by RNA polymerase I; positive regulation of rRNA processing. The record is from RefSeq and is a predicted model, not a curated record. Gene Ontology annotation, molecular function: protein binding; RNA binding. NCBI's taxonomy places the organism in Eukaryota, Metazoa, Chordata, Actinopteri, Gobiiformes, Gobiidae. The coding region runs from base 48 to 2540 and encodes 830 amino acids. The transcript is spliced from 21 exons.
UGACGGAGGCGAAGAAGCGCAGCGGUGAAAGGUGAAGAAGCACAAACAUGGUGGAACCCGGGGAGAUCCGCGUGGUUCAUAGGGGAGGCAGUAAAUUAAACUUUAGGCAGCCUGUCUUCACGCACGACUCACGGUUCUUGUUGUGUGCAUCUGGAUAUGGAGUGAAAGUUUUCAGUGCCUCCACAGAGGAGUGUGUCCAUCACCUCGUUGGACACACGGACCUCGUCACUGGACUCAUAAUACGACCCUCAAACCACUUGCAGGUCUUUUCUUGCUCACUAGAUGGUACUGUCAGACUGUGGGACUAUGAUGAUGGCAUUCUUAUAAAGACUUUUGUGAUUGGAUAUCCAAUUCACUCAGUAUAUGCAUCGGGAAGCCAUGAUGGAGUCCUGUUUCUCACUAUACCAGCCAAGAAUGACAAGAGAUCAGAUGCAUUUCAGUUGGUUGCCGUGCAGUUGCCUCAGAGCACGGAGCAGUUGGUCGAAGCGCGGGAGAUUUCUGCUGUUCUCACUGACGUCAGCUCAAACCCUGGGGCACUCAGCUUUGGACGAGCGGGCCAAUACAUUGCUUCAGUUAAUGGUCUGCAGUUAGAGGUUUUUUUCUUCAAAAAACAGAAAUCAUUCAGGUUUUCCCUCAAAGAAGACAACAAGAAGGGGGCUAAGAAUACAUUUACUUGUACUGCCUGUCAUCCUAAAGAGGACUGCAUCGCCACAGGACACGAGGAUGGAAAAAUACGCCUGUGGAGAAAUUUCAACCAUAAGAAGGAGUACACUUAUUCAGCUAUUCACUGGCAUCACAAUGCAGUUGGUGCCUUAAGCUUUACCCCAGAAGGGACUAAUUUGCUGAGUGGAGGAGUGGAGUCUGUUCUAGUUCAGUGGAGGUACAACCAGGAAAGACAGAAGGACUUUUUACCACGUCUCGGCGCAGCCAUCACCCACAUUGCAGUGUCGCCUGAUGGGUCCCUCUUCUGCACCUCCCACUCUGACAACAAAAUCACUGUCAUCCAUAGUUAUGUGAAAAUUUCUGCUGUGAUUCAAGGCCUAGUUAAAGGUGACAGAGUAAGGACAGAUUUGAUAGUUGACCCUCGCAGCAAGGCUCUGGUGAUGAAUGGGAAACCAGGACAUUUGCAGUUUUACUCCCUCCAAAGAGACAAACUCCUUUAUAAUUUGGACAUAGUACAGCAGGAGUACAUUCAUGAGUCUGGUUUGGACCAGUUCGAUGUGGUCAAAGCUGACUUCGAUGCAGGUGGAAAGUGGCUGGCAACGGUGGAGGAAAGAAAACAGGAUUCUGCUGAGCUCGAGCUGAAUCUGAAACUGUGGGCAUUUAACGAGCAGACGCAGGGCUUUGAGCUGAACACAACAGUCUCUGCCCCCCAUGAAGGCAAGAUCUCAGACCUGAGCUUUAGUCCAGACCAGACCACCCUCCUCGUCUCCACCAGCAGAGACGGGCAAUUCAAGGCCUGGACACUGGCUUCUCCCACAGAUGCUGAGGAUGAAAGUCCAUCUUGGUCCUGUGAUUUUGUGGGGUCUUACCAUGGCUUGGCUCCACAGUGCUGCUGUUUUUCAGCCGAUGGGUCUCUGUUGGCGGUGGGUUUUCAGGAGGUGGUCACUGUAUGGAGCACUGCAUCAUGGGAACUCCUCACCACACUGUCCCAGCCCCCAGGAGACAUCAGAAAUCUUUGUUUUGGAAGACUGAGCUGCUCUAAGUAUCUACUGGGGACCACCAGCAAAAACCAACUGUGCUGCUGGAACCUCCUCACCUGCUCUUUGGAGUGGAGCACUUCCAUGGAUGUGACCCUGCUGUUGUCCGACCCGCUCUCAGAAAACAUGGCCGCAUUCUGCUUUGAGGCUGGAAGCACUGACUUAUUUGUGUUUAAGCCCAGUGAGCCCCGCCCACUUUUUUCCCAUAAGGCCGUGUGUUCGGGGCGGGUGCUCAGAGCAAUCUUCAGUCCAAGAGAGGAGCUGUUGGAGGGCUGCGAGGAGGAGGUCCAGUGGCUCAACCGUUCACAACUCUUCUUCUUUACUCCCAACAUGGAUCUGAUGACUUUCUCUACCAAAGCUGAAGAGGACAGACUGAUGGCAUCAAGCAAACGGCUUGUGAUUGACGACCACGUUGCCAUGACUCCAUUCCACUUGUUGCUGGGAAAACAUGGUCAAACUGAAGCUCAACAGGUCACUGCGGGGUCAGAAAGAGUUCAACCUCCACAAGGCUCCUCUGCCAUCAAAGAGUUGCUGCAGACUCCAGCCCACGUCCUGCCCUCCACCUCGUAUCUCUGUUCAAUGUUUGUGCAGUCUCUGCUUAUCUCCACCACUGACAAAAGGGAACAAAACAACGUGACAGAGGAGGAAAUGGAAAGUGAGAAAGAGGAAGAGGAUUCUGAUGAUGAGGAAAUGCAGAGCAGCGCUGUGAGGCCAGAGCACGCCUCAGGGGUCAGCCAGACUGGAGACUCCAUGGACCUAAGACUCACUAAGGCUCAGACAAAAGAACUGAGGCGGGUCCGAAAACUAGACUACAGCUGGCUUAGGGAUCUAGUGGACUGAAGGACUGGAAAAUAUGACUUUUCAUGACAAUAAAUACAUUACCAGUCAAAAGUUAGGACAUACCUUUUCAUUUUUUUUAUUUUUUUUAUAUUCACAACUAUUUACUUUGUAGAUUCUCACUGAAGGAAUCAAAACUAUGAAUGAACUCAUAUGGACUAUACUAAAGGCAUUUUAAACUUAAAAUAACUCAAACUGUUUUCGUUUAUAGAUUUUUUUUAAAAAAAUAGCCACCCUUUACUUUGAUCUUUGCUUUGCACUCUUGGCAUUUCUUGACCCUGAGAAGGCACCCAUGUGAAAUAAAAAAAAAACAUUUCAAGAGACUUGAGUGAAGGCCAAGCGUUUGCAAUGCCGUCAAAAGCAAAGGGUGGAGACUUUAAGAAAUGAAUUAAUUAAGAAAAAAAAUUAAAUGACUCAACUACAGAAUUCCAUACAUGUUGAUUACAUAGUUGAGGUCUUCCGUAUGUAGCUAAAAUGUAGAAAGUAGUAAACAUUAAGAAAAAAAAAGAUGUGUCUAAACGUUUGCCUGGUGAUGUAUUUGUUGAUUGUAAACUAAAAUACAGUUGGUAUUGAACUUCAGACAUAAAGAUUUGGUCAUUUCAGUAGUUCAGCUCAAAGUGACAAUGUGUAGAUUGAAAUAAUGUAAGCAGAAUUUUUGUCUUGUUUCACGUCAUUUCCUUGGGACAAUAUCCAUACCAGCUAGUUCAUUUGACUCCUUUAUUUCUCUUAUGGCUUAAGAAUUUCUAUGACAAUUUAAUACCUCUUAAAAACAUGAAAAACAGAAGUAGUUCAUUUUAAAAGGUUUGCAGUGGUCCAAAGUUAUUCCUCACUUACCAUAUGCAUUCUUAGCAUUCUAAUUAUUUAUAACAGUGAAUUUAUAAGCAGUUCAGUGUGGAGUUUUGCCAUGAUAGCAAAGCAAAAUACCACUAGAAAAACAUAACUUUCUUUGAAUACUUAAUUUUGUACAGUAAAUCAAGAAUUGAACUGCUGAAUUUACCACUCUUCUACGCUAAAGGUUCACUAUUUAAUUUUUCAGCUUAAUAAUUUGUCUGGAAUGAUCCACAGUAUGGCAUUAAACACUACCUAUCUCCAUGAAAACAAACAAUUCACACCACCAAACCAAACAGGUCAGAUCUGUGGAGAAGCAAGUCAGUUUACAGUAAGAAUGCAAGUUUCUCAGGGAAUUUUCGAGCAAUAAAAACACCCAAAUUGAAUAAAUGUGUGAUGGAUAAGAUUAAUGCCAUGCUUGGGAACGUUACGGACUUCAUGGAGACAAGCAAGUGGCAUACCCUAUACCAGGAAAGUUAAAUAGUGCUUUUAAGUUACAAUGCAUUGAUUUUGGACAAUGGAAAAAUCUGCCUUCACAAAGCUUCUGAUAUUGUGACAGAUAUUUUCAAAGUAUAAACAGUUCUCACAUAGAAGGUGACUGGAAACUAUUGUUACUCAUGUGAAAGAACACUUGAACAAAGCAUAUGUAUUUCCAUUGUGAAUCUGCUGACAUAAAGGGGGGCCGUGUACAUACAGAAUGUACUUACCGAUAUGAACUCGAGUACUCUUUGUAGAAGUUUGUUUUGUUUUUUAAUAAAUAUUUUACUAUAUCACCAA